Molecule: messenger RNA, 985 nt
Organism: Hylaeus volcanicus
Lineage: Eukaryota; Metazoa; Arthropoda; Insecta; Hymenoptera; Colletidae
Product: protein G12-like
Exons: 2
Coding region: 229-876 (215 amino acids)
Source: RefSeq, a predicted model, not a curated record
UGUUGACUGGGGACUCUCUGCAGUCGCGCGGAUCGCGUUUAGCUCGCGUCGCGAUCACCUCCAUGCUUCGGGACGGAAACCGCUCGGGCGUUGAACCGGUACUUUGUUCAAAGUCGCUUGGGUUUUUUCUCGAAGGCUGGAGGGAAUUGUAAGUUUCCGUUUCGUCGAAGUUUCAAGCAUUCUUGCCGGAGUAGUUGAAGUAUCCCGAGUGAUUGAGUACUCUGCAAGAUGAAAUACACGUUGACAGUGUUGGCCGUUCUGGCAGUGACGAAGACCCUGGCCUACAAAAUCCCUAGCACAGGCACGGGUACCCUCGCGAAUGAAUUGCAGGACUUCCUUGAUCUGCUACCAAAGUGCGACGUGAUAGAUCUCUCCAAAGCAUACGUGGCCAGGGACAAGGAAAUCCAGGCAAUGAAGAAGAUCAUAGACUCCGAGGAGUCGAAGGAAUACAUCCGAGACAUCUUGAAAUAUCCAGAAGUGAAACGCCUAUUGAAUUAUACGCAAGAGCGUGGCGUUGACACCAACGAAUUGCUCCAAAAACUGAACGAAUCGUUCUACAUCGAGCCAAUCACCCCUUUCGCAACCUCCCGCAACAUAAGCGGCGGUAUUAACGGGUUCGUGAACAACGUUUUGGAGUUGGUGCCCGUGGAAAUGCUACACUCUCUGUUCGAGGAGCGAAUGAGGACUUCCGCUGUGUUCUCCAGCUUUGUAAAGGAAUUAAUAUCGCCCAAACACCGAAACGUUUAUCGGUUAGCCAUGAUGGAUAAGCGUUUCUUAAACCUGGCAAUGAAAGCCGAGAAGGCUGGCAUCGACAACGAGACAUUCAUGAAAUACUAUUUUUGCUUCGUCGCGGGACGCCCUAUCGUUAACAAUUGAAUGUACAAUACGUGAAUUUAUUCAAAUGACUGUAACUGUAUUUCUAUAAUAGUUGUCAGUAGCAUCCAUUCAGCGUGUGGAAUAAUAUAAUAAGUAUGAAAUUGUGCAU